AUGCGUCUUCUCGCGUUUCUUCCCGUCCUCCUUGGACUUAUAUCCAGCCAUUUCGUCUCUGCGACAGAUAAUGGCAAGACUACUGAUGUGACAUGGGAUAAAUACAGCCUCUCAGUCAAGGGAGAGAGGGUAUAUGUGUUCUCGGGUGAAUUCCAUUACCAGCGACUCCCCGUGCCUGAGCUAUGGCUCGAUGUGUUUCAGAAGCUACGCGCAAAUGGAUUUAAUGCGGUCUCUAUCUACUUCUUCUGGAGUUUCCACUCUGCAUCCGAAGAUACUUUCGACUUCGAGAACGGCGCCCAUGACGUCCAGCGCGUUUUUGAUUAUGCCAAGCAGGCAGGUCUGUAUGUGAUCGCGCGCGCAGGACCUUACUGCAAUGCCGAGACCUCUGCUGGUGGUUUUGCACUGUGGGCAUCCAAUGGUCAAAUGGGCAGCACACGCACGAGCGCAAGCUCCUACUAUGACCGAUGGUAUCCGUGGAUCCAGAAGAUUGGAAAGAUCAUCGCCGCAAACCAAAUCACAAGUGGUGGUCCGGUCAUUCUCAACCAGCACGAGAAUGAGUUGCAGGAGACAACUCACAGUUCCGAUAACACUGUUGUCAAGUACAUGGAACAAGUCAAAGCCGCCUUCAGUGAUGCUGGCAUCGUUGUCCCGAGUUCGCAUAACGAGAAGGGAAUGCGCUCUAUGAGCUGGUCGACAGACUACCAGGAUGUGGGCGGUGCCGUCAACAUCUAUGGUCUGGACUCCUAUCCUGGUGGUCUGUCCUGCACCAACCCGGAUACUGGCUUCAAUCUCGUCCGUACUUAUUACCAGUGGUUCCAAAAUUACUCCAGUUCUCAGCCUGAGUACCUGCCAGAGUUUGAGGGCGGUUGGUUCUCUGCCUGGGGAGGUACUUUCUACGAUCAGUGUUCUACUGAGCUUUCGCCUGAAUUCGCCGACGUCUACUAUAAGAAUAACAUCGGCUCCAGAGUCACAUUGCAGAAUAUCUAUAUGGUUAUGGGAGCAACUUCUUGGGGACAAAGUGCUGCUCCGGUUGUCUACACUUCAUAUGACUACUCUGCGCCUAUGCGAGAGACCCGUGAGAUUCGGGACAAGCUCAAGCAGACCAAGUUGAUUGGUCUGUUUACUCGUGUGUCAUCUGGUCUUCUUCAAACGCAAAUGGAAGGGAAUGGAACGGGGUAUACUAGUGAUGCUAGUAUCUAUACCUGGGCCUUGCGAAAUCCAGAAACUCAUGCCGGUUUCUAUGUUCUAGCACACUCUACCAGCUCCUCUCGUGCUGUGACUACUACUUCUCUCAAUGUCAACACCUCGGCUGGGGCCAUCACAAUUCCCAAUAUUGAGUUGGCCGGCCGUCAGAGCAAAAUUAUAGUCACCGACUACCAGAUCGGCGAGGGCUCGAGCUUACUCUAUUCAUCUGCCGAGGUUUUGACCUACGCCACCCUCGAUGUGGAUGUCAUUGUUUUCUAUCUGAAUAUCGGACAGAAAGGAGAGUUUGUCUUCAAAGAUGCACCGACCGAUCUGACUUUCAAGACAUACGGCGAUUCGAAAGUGAGCUCCGCCGCAUCGGAUCAUGGCACCAAAUAUACAUACACUCAAGGGGAUGGCACGACAGUCCUGAAAUUCUCGCACGGUGUACUAGUCUAUCUUCUCGAUAAAGAAACGGCGUGGAACUUCUUUGCAGUACCGACUACUUCCAAUCCGCUUGUGGCUCCUAGUGAGCAGAUCAUUGCUCUUGGGCCAUAUCUCGUCCGCACAGCAACUGUCAGCGGGAACACCGUCAGUCUUGUCGGUGAUAACGCAAACACAACCUCUCUUGAGGUCUACACGGGCAACUCAAAGGUUAACAAGAUCAAGUGGAAUGGCAAGGAGAUUUCAACGAAGAAGACAGCCUACGGCAGCUUAAUCGGAUCAGCUCCGGGAGCCCAACAUUCCAAGGUAUCACUGCCAACUCUGAAAUCAUGGAAAGCGCAAGAUACACUUCCAGAGAUCAAGCCAGGCUAUGAUGAUUCCCGCUGGACAAUCUGCAACAAAACGACCUCAGUCAACUCCGUCGCACCACUAACACUUCCCGUGCUUUACUCUGGCGACUACGGCUACCAUGCCGGAGCGAAGAUCUACCGCGGACGGUUCGACGGCGUGACCGCGACAGGCGCAAAUCUCACAGUCCAGAACGGCGUGGCCGCUGGCUGGGCUGCCUGGUUAAACGGAGUCUAUGUCGGCGGAGACAUUGGGGAUCCCGCCCUAACCGCGACAUCAGCCGAGCUAUUAUUCAACAGCUCUACCUUGCACGAGAGGGACAAUGUUCUGACCGUUGUCAUGGAUUACACAGGCCACGACGAGGCAAACGUAAAACCGAACGGGGCGCAAAACCCGCGUGGUAUACUAGGCGCUACGCUUCUUGGCGGCGAUUUCACAUCCUGGCGCAUCCAAGGCAACGCAGGAGGCGAAGCCAACAUCGACCCCGUGCGCGGACCCAUGAACGAAGGAGGUCUGUACGGAGAGCGUCUUGGUUGGCAUCUCCCCGGAUACAAAGCGUCCAAGACGGCGACAUCAGACAGUCCUCUAGAGGGUGUAUCUGGCGCAGCAGGCCGAUUCUACACGACGACCUUCAAGCUGGACCUGGAUUCCGACCUGGACGUUCCGAUUGGCCUGCAGGUCGGUGCAUCUGCUGAUUCCCCCGCAGUAGUCCAGAUCUUCAUGAAUGGGUACCAGUUCGGUCAUUACCUGCCACACAUCGGACCCCAGACUAGGUUCCCUUUCCCGCCCGGGGUGAUUAACAACCGUGGGGAGAAUACGUUGGCGAUUAGUUUGUGGGCGCUGACGGAGCAGGGGGCGAGACUGAGUCAGGUGGAUCUGGUUGCAUAUGGGGCUUAUCGCACUGGAUUCAACUUCAAUCACGAUUGGUCAUACCUGCAGCCAAAAUGGAAGAACAACCGGGGACAAUAUGUUUAG
This is a messenger RNA of Penicillium samsonianum, 2949 nucleotides long. Its product is annotated as glycoside hydrolase family 35 protein. Gene Ontology annotation, biological process: carbohydrate metabolic process. Bases 1 to 2949 code for a protein of 982 amino acids. The record is from RefSeq and is a predicted model, not a curated record. Gene Ontology annotation, molecular function: beta-galactosidase activity. The transcript has 4 exons. Gene Ontology annotation, cellular component: vacuole. Lineage: Eukaryota; Fungi; Ascomycota; Eurotiomycetes; Eurotiales; Aspergillaceae.